Xyrauchen texanus (razorback sucker) is the source of this 2528-nucleotide messenger RNA. RefSeq names its product lecithin-cholesterol acyltransferase (gene lcat). Gene Ontology annotation, biological process: lipid metabolic process. The record is from RefSeq and is a predicted model, not a curated record. The coding region runs from base 66 to 1358 and encodes 430 amino acids. Gene Ontology annotation, molecular function: phosphatidylcholine-sterol O-acyltransferase activity. The transcript has 6 exons. NCBI's taxonomy places the organism in Eukaryota, Metazoa, Chordata, Actinopteri, Cypriniformes, Catostomidae.
GCUUCUGAACGGUUACUGAAAUACUGAAGUCAGAGGCAGAGAGCCUAACAAAGACACGAGAUACUAUGGAAUAUUCGCGGUUCUUCAGAUCCAUUGCAUUUUUUCUGAUUGCACUUGACCAGACCUCUGGAUUCUGGUUAUUUAACGUUAUCUUCCCACCAACAGCCCAACCUCGUGUAAUAAGUAACAGCACUCCACCUCUUAUUAUUGUACCUGGAAAUUUGGGCAAUCGCCUGGAGGCCAAAAUAGACAAGCCCUCACUGGUACACUGGAUGUGUUACAAGAAGACCGAGGACUGGUUCCCCCUCUGGAUUGACCUAAACAUGUUCAUGCCUAUUGGAAUUGACUGCUGGAUUGAUAACAUAAGAAUUGUGUACAACAGGACAACUCGCAAGACAUCUAACGCACCAGGGGUGGAAGUCAGGGUGCCUGGAUUUGGACAGACACACCCUAUUGAGUUUCUUGAUUUAAAUAAGCUGACAGGUUACUUUCAUACUAUGGUGCAACAUUUGGUCAGCAUUGGAUAUGUGCGAAAUGCCACUGUCCGUGGUGCUCCGUAUGAUUGGAGAAUCGCUCCAAAUGAGCAAGAGGAGUAUUUUUCACAUUUGAAAAACUUGGUGGAAGAGAUGCAUGCCGAGUACAAGCAACCAGUCUACCUUUUGGGCCACAGCAUGGGAAACAACUACAUCCUGUACUUCCUCAACCAGCAGACCCAGGACUGGAAAGACCACUACAUCAAGGGCUUCAUCUCUCUUGGAGCACCUUGGGGUGGUGCUGUAAAGCCCCUCAGAGUCAUGGCAUCAGGUGAAAACGAUGGUAUACCCUUCCUUUCCAAUAUCAAGAUCCGCGAGGAACAACGGAUGACCACCACAAAUCCCUGGAUGAUCCCGUCUGAAGAGGCUUGGCCUAAAGAUCACACCUUCAUCUCCACCCCUUUCUAUAACUAUACCAACCAGGACUACCAACAAUUCUUCAAAGAUAUCAACUUUGAAGAUGGCUGGUACAUGUGGGAAGACACUAGAAACCUCACAGCCGGUCUUCCCACCCCUGGAGUCGAGGUCUACUGCUUCUAUGGGGUGGGACUCCCUACACCCGUGACAUACGUGUAUGACGAGCAGUUUCCAAACACUGAUCCCAUAGAUUUUAUUUACGAUGACGGUGAUGAUACCGUCGACAGUCGCAGCAUGAGUCUCUGUAAGAAGUGGAUAGGGAAACAGGAACAUCCUGUGCAUGUUACAGAGUUUAGAGGAAUGGCUCAUUUGGACAUGGUCUUUAAUCAUAAGGUGCUCACAGCAGUCCAGAGAGUUCUGGAGGGAAAGAUCCCAAUGGAUAAGGACAUCAUUGCUGAACAGCCUUAAAACUCCACCUCUCAUCUUUACAUUUUGUUACAUUUUCUAGACUGCAGCAGAUUUAUACAGAACUAUGCACAUGCACACUGGUAUCAUGUAUAAAAAUAUUAAUUAAACAACAUCAUAUACAGUGACCCCAAAAAGUAUAUAGACUCUUUAAGUCACAUAUUAAAUGUAUGAAUGUCAUUGCAUUGGAUAGAAAAAUAUCAAACCAAGUAGCAUUUAAGUUAAAGAAAGAUAUCACACUUAAAAGCAAAACUAUUCUCAAAAAGUUGAUUUGAACAACAAACAGUAAUUUUGCACAAUAAUUCAUACAUCCACUAAAAUGAACCUUGAUACCGUUUGAUUAAAAGUAAUUGCAAAAAUAGCUCAGAAAAGUUCUGAUAAAAGGUCUAGCAUCAUUUGUUUACAUAUGCCACUUUUUUUGAGUUAAUACUAGAAAAUUCAUACAUUUAAGUGCUUUUUUAGGGGCCACCGAGUUUUGUUUUGGUGCAUAUGAAUCAUUGUUUACUUUGUUACAUUAUAUAACUGUUUUUGUAUUAUACAGAAUUUAUCAAAUUAAUCUGUAUAUUAUAAAUUAAUACUACAGCUCUUCAAGUGUGAAAUAUACUAAAUGUUUCUUUUUGUGUAUGUAUAUCAUAGCAAGGCUGAAAUUUCCUGUAUUAGGUAAUGUAUUAGGUAUAAUGAACAAACAAUUAACAAUGUAUUGUUUAGUGUUUAGUGAUCUAUGUUUGUGUUAGUUAAUAAAUACAAACAUUUAUUGUUAGUUCAUAGUGCAUUAACUAAUGUUAACAAAUACAACUUUUGAUUAAAAAAGUUUAAUUCAUGAUGUUUAAAUAUUGUUUAUUGUUAGUUCAUGUUAACUAAUGUUGUUCACAAACGUUAACAAAAGAAACCUUAUUGUAAAGUGUUGAAUGUAGGCCUAUGACAUUGUGGUUUAAUGUAUACAUUUGACAUAUAACAGCUAUUACAAAAUAACUUUGAGUGGCUUAAAACUUUGGUGUAUUAAACCAACAAACAAAACCACUGCUAAAGAAAACACACAUUGAACAAAUUUGACUUUUGACUAGUUACUGAGAUAUAGCUUUUCCACAUGGGCCAACUAUAUUUCGACAUACAGCAUGACUGAGAAAUAAAUGUGACAAAGAUGGUGAAAUAUUUUUCAAUGUCAUUAAUAAU